Messenger RNA from Magnusiomyces paraingens, 2640 nucleotides. RefSeq lists its product as uncharacterized. The record is from RefSeq and is a predicted model, not a curated record. The coding region runs from base 1 to 2640 and encodes 879 amino acids. Lineage: Eukaryota; Fungi; Ascomycota; Dipodascomycetes; Dipodascales; Dipodascaceae. Gene Ontology annotation, molecular function: calcium-activated cation channel activity. The transcript has a single exon. Gene Ontology annotation, cellular component: plasma membrane.
AUGGCGGAUGAUAGCUCAGAGUCAACACCAACAAACUCCAUCUCUACCUUUGGUGUUUCUGUGGUCAUUAACGGUGUUAUUCUUCUUGUAUCUAUAAUUGGAUUUCUUAUUCUUCGUCCUCUUCAAAGUCGAAUUUACCAGCCACGCUCAACAAUUGACACCGUUCCAGCUAAUGAACGACCACGCCCUCUUAAAAGCGGUGUUUUUGCAUGGCUUCAGGAUCUUUUAACACGUAAAGAGUCUGACAUUCUUCAAGAUGCUGGCCUUGAUGGCUAUUUUUUUCUUCGAUAUCUUCGAUUCAAUGUUCUUAUAUCUUUUGUUGGAGUUAUCGUUUUAUUUCCGAUUCUGUUAUCAGUUAACGGCACUGGUGGUAAUGGCCAACAUGGAUUUGAUUUACUUUCUUUUACCAAUGUGAAGAAUCCUAAACGGUUUUAUGCACAUGUUUUUUUGGGUUGGAUGUUUAAUGGUUUUAUUAUCUUUUCCCUUUACAGAGAAUUUGUUUAUUAUAUUGGUGUUAGACAAGCUGUCUUAACUUCUCCAGCUUAUAGUAACUUGAUUUCAUCUCGAACAGUACUCAUUCAAACGCUCCCUAAUGAAUACCUCGAUGAGGCAAAGCUUAAACAUCUUUUUGAUGGUGUUAAGUUUAUUUCAAUUAGUAGAGUCCAAAAAACUCUUGUCGAAAAAGUAAAUGAAAGAAACGCUUUAGCCAUGAAGGUAGAAGCUGCUGAAACAAAAUUAUUAAAAACCGCUAUUAAAAACAGACUCAAGGCUGAAAAGAAGGCUUUAAAAAAUUCCACUGCACCCGCACCUAUGUCAGGUUCUGAUAUCAAUGAUUAUGUUCCGGAAAAAAAACGACCAACCCAUAAACUUAAAUUUUUGAUUGGCAAAAAAGUCGACACAAUAGAAUACGGCAAAGAGCAUAUACCUGAGCUCAAUGGAGAAAUUAAAUAUCUUCAAGAAAGACAUAAUGAUGCAAACCCCUUGAAUUCGGUUUUCAUUACUUUUCAUACUCAAGAACAAGCUGAAGUUGCAGUUCAGGUUUUGGCACAUCACCGUGCCCUUCACAUGUCUCCCCGAUAUAUUGGAAUUACUCCUAAUGAUGUCAUUUGGAUGAAUCUUAGAAUGUUUUGGUGGGAGCGUUUGGUUCGUCAUUGGGGAGCUAUGGCAUUCAUUAUUGCUUUAAUUAUUUUCUGGUCUAUUCCCGUCGCCUUUGUUGGUUUGGUUUCUAAUGUUAAGUAUUUGAUGCAAAAGAUUUCUUGGCUUGAAUGGCUCGGCAAUAUACCUAGCUGGAUUUUUGGUGCUAUAUCUGGCUUCCUUCCUUCUGUCUUACUGGCUGUUCUUAUGGCUCUUCUUCCCAUCAUUCUUCGUCUCAUGGCUAAAAUUUCUGGUGUGCCAUCAGGAUCUUUAGUAGAACGUUACGUUCAAGGUGCUUAUUUUGGGUUUCAAGUUGUUCAGGUAUUUUUGGUUACUACUUUGGCGUCUGGUGCAACCUCCGUAGUAACACAAAUUGUCGAAGACCCAACCAGUGCAAUGAGUCUUUUAGCCAGUAAUUUGCCCAAAUCCUCUAAUUUUUACAUUGCAUACUUUUUACUUCAAGGUUUUUCAAUUGCAGGUACUUCUUUGUUACAAAUUGUUGCGUUACUUCUCUUUCAUGUUCUUGGAACAUUAUUAGAUUCCACUCCUAGAAAGAAGUGGAGUAGAUGGAAUAUCCUAGGAACUACUGGAUGGGGAACCGUUUUUCCUGUUUACACCAAUCUUGCGGUUAUUGCAAUUACCUAUGCUAUUAUCAGUCCAAUUUUAUUAGGGUUUUCUGGUGUUGCCUUUUUACUUCUUUAUCUUGCUUAUCUCCAUAACCUUAUUUUUACGGUCCAACCAUCCGACGGAAGAGGAAUCUAUUAUCCCAGGGCACUUUCUCAAACAUUUACCGGACUUUACUUGGGAGAGGUAUGCCUUUUAGGGCUGUUUGUUGUUGCAAAAUCCUGGGGUCCCCUUGUUUUGGAAGCCAUUUUGAUUGGUGUGACAGCAUUUGCACAUAUAACAUUUAACCAAGCAUUUGAACCUCUACUUUUUAGUCUUCCAAGAAAUUUAUUAAAAGAUCUUUCGACAAAGAAUUUAAUUACUAGUGAAACCCAACCUUUAAUUGGGAAAGAUGGUGCAGUUGAACUCCAAGAAAUACAUACCGACAGCCCAGAAAAACACACUCACAACGCUAGUUUAGAUGAUACUGUACCUCUUUCAACAGAAACACACCUUGAAGAGGGUAUUCCUGAAUCUACAGCAUUGGAAAAACUUGGGCCAAUUGGUCAAUAUUUAAAGCCCCACGUGUAUUUAACACCUUUUCUUCUUCAGAAAAACUUUUUAGGUCCUAGAUUCAAAGAAAGUCCAUCUUUGCUUUCUAACGAAGAGGAGUCGCUUGCCUAUGCGCACCCAGCGGCUUCGGCAACUAAUCCAAUUGUAUGGAUUCCAAAAGAUCCCUACGGGCUUUCAGAGAUUGAGGUUUCCAAUUUAAAACAAAAUGACAUCGAUGCUACCACUGAAGGAACUUGGUUUGAGAUUGAUGAAAAUAAAAAGAAGAUUAAGCAAUUUAAAUGGGGGCCAAUUGAGCAAAUUCCUAUCUGGGAAAAACCAAAGCAGUAUUAA